Molecule: messenger RNA, 1335 nt
Organism: Penicillium lagena
Lineage: Eukaryota; Fungi; Ascomycota; Eurotiomycetes; Eurotiales; Aspergillaceae
Product: putative cAMP receptor-like protein
Exons: 4
Coding region: 1-1335 (444 amino acids)
Biological process (GO): adenylate cyclase-activating G protein-coupled receptor signaling pathway; cell surface receptor signaling pathway
Cellular component (GO): plasma membrane
Molecular function (GO): G protein-coupled receptor activity
Source: RefSeq, a predicted model, not a curated record
AUGUCGUCGGCCACGCAAAGGCAGUUAGACGCCAUCUCGGCCACAGAGCGCGUCUGCUCGACCAUCUCGCUGAUCGGGACUUUUGUCAUUUUGACCACAUUCAUCGGUUCCAGAGGCUUUCGGAAACCUAUUAAUCGUCUGGUCUUUUACGCUUGCUGGGGUAAUAUCAUGACCAAUAUCGCGACUCUCAUUUCGCAGGAUGGCAUUCAUGCUGGGGUUGGGAGUCCGCUGUGCCAGUUGCAGGCAUUUCUCAUCCAAUGGUUCAUGCCGGCAGACGCCCUCUGGACCUUUGCCAUGGCGUGCAAUGUCUACCUGACCUUCUUCCACAAAUACAACUCGGAGCAAUUGCGUCGAUUAGAGUGGAAAUACGCUAUAUGCUGCUAUGGCCUGCCGUUUAUUCCCGCCUUUGUCUACUUUUUUCGUAAAAUCCCAUGCUCGGGGGCGAGUCUACGGCUCCGCUAUUCCGUCUUCUACGGUCCGGUUUGGUUUGUCAUCUCCUUGACAUUUGCCAUCUACCUGCGUGCAGGGACAGUCAUCUUCCAGAAGCGAAGCCAGCUGCGAAACAUCGGGGCUAUGGAUUCCCUCGACACAGAUGUCCAACCUGAAGCCCCCUUCAAAAAAUUGGCAGGCAUCCACGUCAUCAGCGAGAUCGCCUGUUCAUCCCCUGAGCGCCGCUCUAUGACUGCCAGCAGAGCUGUGCCUUGCCGCAGCUUUACCUCGUCGGACUUCAGCCCAUACUCUGUUACCAUCGAGGGAGGUAGUAGUAGCAACGUCAGUGGUGCCUAUAUUGUACCGUAUAGUCACGGAAUAAGUCCAAUUCCAGAUUCACUAUCUACAUCAAAACUACCUCCGAGUCCUCUCCGUACCAAUAGUUCCACUCCCAAACCUGUGCGCUCCGAAACAACAGACUCGCACUCGCAGCGCCGUGCAGUGGCAAUGGCGGCGGCCGACACGGCGACCUGUGCGUAUUUCAAGUGCGCAAUCCUGUUUUUCAUCGCAUUACUCGUGACGUGGGUCCCCUCAACCAUCAAUCGAGUAUACGCCCUCGCUUACCCGGAGGCCUUUGUGUUUGGGCUCAAUUACGCCUCCAGCUUCGUACUUCCACUCCAGGGAUUCUGGAAUUGUCUUAUCUAUGUCUCUAUCUCAUGGCCGGCCUGCAAAUCCCUCUGGGCUGAUAUGCGUGGUCGUGUGCCGUUGUUGUCGAAGAUUGCACCCAUCAGUAUAUGUAGACCGGUGCAGUUCUCGCAGAGAGAGGUGCGGGAUUUCCGAGUUCCGCAUACUAUGGAUGGGCAUCAUUCGGAUGAUAGUAUGCAGGAAUUGGCAAGAGUUAGGUAA